AUGAGCCUCUUCGAUAUCGGCAAUGCCGUGCUCGAAAGAUACACUGGUCUACCCUCCAAGUCCACUUUCCUAAGAGAGCACGUCGUGCCUGCCAAAGAUGACGAUAAAUUCAACAACAACAAGUGCGUGCAGUGCUGGGACGAGUACACUGACGAGCACCCCGGCGUCAAGAUCUCGCCCUGUGGCCACAUCUUCGGCCGUGACUGCCUCUAUGAGAUCGUAAACGGCCCAACCGGCGACCUGUGCCCAUACUGCAGGAGCAAGUUAUUUCGACGAACGUCAACGAAGCAAGACAUCUUCAUGGCUCUUAGCAAUAUGCUCACACAGGCCAUCUUCUCUUAUUGCUGGAUCGUAUCGCGAUUUAGCAGGGUGGUCCAUGCAUCUAUCGCCGGUCAGACAGCUUGCCACCCACAGCUCCGCCCGUUCAUUGUCCUGCUCUUUGAUGGCCUAGCUCUGCAGGGAGAACGAUUUGUGCGCCAUCGUACUGGCGUCUGCACUCGCAAUCCCAACCUCAGAGUCGCCGAGCUGUUCUGCCACACAACCGUGCUGUCUCAUUUGCUACUUAUUGGGUUUCCCUUCAUCGCACCUGCUCUCCUGCCGGUAUAUUUUAUGUUCAGCACUGCGGUCUUCAAGGUCUCAUUCGUCGCUGCGAACCUUGCCUUUGUUGCCUAUUCUCAGGCGCUGUUCUCUGGGUAUUUUCACUUUCAUGCUGGGAUGUUUGAAGGGGACUUUGAGAACGACUCAGAUCGCGCCUUGGUCACAUACGUUGCUGCUGUCGCUGUCGCAUUCCAACAACUUUGCAUUAUUAUUUUGAUCUGGCCUGUACCUACCAUGAGGUUUGCACGGACGUCCUUGGCGAGUGUAGCCUGGCGGUAG
Didymella exigua CBS 183.55 is the source of this 876-nucleotide messenger RNA. RefSeq lists its product as uncharacterized. The transcript has a single exon. Lineage: Eukaryota; Fungi; Ascomycota; Dothideomycetes; Pleosporales; Didymellaceae. The record is from RefSeq and is a predicted model, not a curated record. Bases 1 to 876 code for a protein of 291 amino acids.